This is a messenger RNA of Danio aesculapii, 5247 nucleotides long. RefSeq names its product niban apoptosis regulator 1b (gene niban1b). NCBI's taxonomy places the organism in Eukaryota, Metazoa, Chordata, Actinopteri, Cypriniformes, Danionidae. The transcript has 14 exons. The record is from RefSeq and is a predicted model, not a curated record. Bases 152 to 2599 code for a protein of 815 amino acids.
GCUGCAGUUUGAGGAAGUUUGAGAUGCUUGAGUCACAGUUUAUUAGAGCUCGUCAAUAUCUGCCAGUCAAAAUAGCCGCUGUGCCACAACACAAUCGGACUAACGGGAAAAUUCUUCACUCGGGACAGACCACGACAAACCACGCGGCACAAUGGGAGCAUCCUCAUCCAGUCUGUUGGACGAGAGCAAAAUAAACUACAUACGAGGUCGAACAGAGGCUGAGCUGAAGAACUUCAGUCCUCAUUACAGAAGACAAAGCUGUGUUGCCUUCUUUUGCCAUCUAAAGGAUGAGGUGGAGCAGCACAGAGCAGCACAGUCCCAGCUUCUCAAACAGAAGGUACCUCCGGAGGCCUCAGAGGUCCUGUACAAGGACAGCAUGCUUUACUUUGAUGACAACAGAAAGUGGAGAGAGAGAUUGGUUGUUGUCCGUGCUGACUACAGUCUGGAGCUUCACGAUAGCCAGGAGUCUUAUACAAAGGGAACCCCUGCACGCCACAAACUCUUGCCAACAGGGGGCACUGUGUUGACCUCAGAGGAAAAAUACACUGCCGUUGUGGACAAGGACUUCCCUGAUCCUAAUGGUUGCAAAGAAGAGCCAUCAGUGCCUAUGGUGGUGGUUCCUGGUCCGCUUCCAGUGUACCUAAGGCUGCCCUACAGACGAGACUCAUACUUUUGUUUCCACCAGGAGGAGAAGAGGGCACGAUUUGUCUCAAUCCUCAACGACUGCAUUCGCCACCAGAACCAAGAUUUUGUGAAGAGUACGGCACAUGAGGUGCAGGCUUUCCUGAAGGCCAUUCACUUCUACAGGCAGGAGAAGGGGCACUAUGAAUCAUGGGAUAUGCUGGUGGGCACUGACACCCAGGUGCUGGCCAAUCUGGUACUGGAGGAUCUCCUGCCGUCCCUGCAGACGGAGCUCUUGCCCAAGCUGAAGGGGAAGAAGCCAGAGAGGAAGAGGGUUUGGUUUGCGACGGUGGAGGCGACUUAUGAGCUCGUGCAUGAACAACUCAGAGAAGGAUUGGAGAGCUUGAAAACAGAGUGCAUAAAUGCCAGCAAACAGCAGGAGGCGCUCAUCCGUUCAGACAUGGACCAAAUCAUCAACUCACAAACCUUUGUGGAAACAAAACUGCAAGCUUUAGUGUCAGAUCCUGCUAUGAAAUACUGUUUAGAGAGCGUGUCCCCGUACCUGACCUCCAUCCUGGAGGAGCUGAUGGGUCCUGUGAGCGCAGGCUUCCAGGCUGUCAGGCUGCUGCUGGAGGACGAGCUCACCCGCGUCUGCAAGGACUUCCCUCAGGGGGGCGUCACGGAGGAGCUUCAGACGGCUCUGCAGCAGGUGGGUCGUGACCGGAUGGAGGACUGUUACCAGCAUGUGAAUGUCCUGAAGGAGCAGCUCCAGGAACUGCGCAACCGCUUCAAGUUCUCCAACUCGUCUCGAGUGGUUCACUGCACACAGGGUCAGAUGCAGCAGUUGAUGGAGAAUGCCGUGUACACUUUUGAGCUGCUGCUCCAGUCUGCUUUAAAGGAUAAACCUGACAAACAGGCCUCGGUUAUGGAGAAAGCCAAGCUCCGCGUUCUGAAGCAAUUUGACUAUGACAGCAGCACAGUACGGAAGAAAAUUUUCCUGGAGGCUCUUGUUGACAUCACUCUGCCAGCCAUCAAGAGGAGCCUGGCUCCUGCCUGUAAAACUGAGCUGCAGAAUUUCGAACAGUUUGUCUUUGCUGAUUACACAAACUUUGUUCAAGUGGAGAACAUCUAUGAAAACAUACUGCUCAACCUCUUAAACAACGAAGUUAACAAAGUGGUAAAGGAAGCAGCCAGUCUGAAGAAGAACAACCUAUUUGCAGACAGCACUGACCUGCAGUGUGUGAGUCAAAGCAGUCUGGCGGACAGCCGGACGCCGCCGCUCUCUGCUCCAUCAAGCCCACCACCAGUACAGGCCUCGAUGACCCCCUCUCAACAGCCAGAGCUGAUCCACCAAAACUCCCAGCAGACCACAGUCAUUCCAGCGCUGAAGAUCACACCUGAAACACCUCAAGCAGAUCUUCCGCCAACAUUACCCAACAGUUCAUCAUCUCCCAUUCCAGACGUUUCCUCAAGCGAACCUGAAAACGUCUCACCAGCUGAGGAGUCUUCAUCUUCUCAACCAGAGGCGACUUCAUCUAUAGUGAAGGAUGAAAAUGAAUCUGUUAGCUCAGACCGAGCGGUUUAUCUCAAUUCCACAAACACAGAAAGUCCUGUUCCUCUCGCUGAUGCAUCUGAAAAUGGAAAUGUUGAGGAAGAUGCGGGUUCUUCUCAGUCUGACACCAGAUGUGUCCAACCUGAUGGACCUGUUGAAGAAACUGUGGACAAGACUGUGAGUGUUGAAGCAGCGCCUUCUAUUGAGAAGGACGAAAAUGACACACAAGACAUUCCUGUUCCUCUUGACUGUGAUGGUCCAGUAGAGGACGCUGUUGUUUUAGCAGCAGAUGUGGUGGAGAAGUGCAGCGUUUCAGCAGAUCCAGAAGACGGAAGCGCUGACGGUGUGCAGAGCAUCAGAGAUCUCAUCAUGGAGGUCAUCGAGGUGGAGGAGACGGUGAGACCCUGUGCCGAAAACCUGCCUUAAACAUGCUUGGGUGAGAAGAUUCUAGAAAACCAUCCAGCUCUGCUAACUAAUGCAACUACAGUGUUAUUUUUUAUAUUACAUUAUCAUUGACAUUUAAUGUACUUUGACCUGCAUAGCAAGUUCCUGUGUAAACAAAAUUAACUUUUUUAACGUUAUCUUGUAUCAUAUUAACAACAAUUAAUAAUAAUAAAUAUAAAAUAAAGCUAUAUAUAUGGGUCAAAGAUGGGACAUUACAUUUGUGGUGUCUGCAUCAAAUGAUAUUGACAAACAUACAUAGAAAGCAUGUUAAAUUCAUGUAUCUAAUGCUUAAAAAAGACUGAACUAAUCAAUAUUCAGCGUAACGGAUACAUGAAUGCAAAAAUGAGUCAACACUUAUUCUGACCUGUACUUUUAAAAAUGUAUAAAAGAUCAUACUAAAUUUUAUUAUAAUUAAAAUAAAACUGACAGGUGGUAAAUCCUAGUAGUUUGAAGGAUAGUGCAAGGUUUGAAUGAAUUAAGAAAAUUGUACUUUAGUGUUAUACUUUGAUCAUUAAUUUGUCUCUUAAUAUAUGCUGGAUGAUAUUUUAGUCAAUGUCCUAUGUAAAUCUCGACUGUUUUGCUCACAAACACAUUUUGUUCUUUGGCUCCAAUAAUAAAAAGAUAAGAAUAUAUCUAUUUUUUGGAAUGAUAUGCUAAUGGUCUAAUCUGAUUCAAUCAAUUAUGCUAAGCUAAGCUAAAAGUCUUGACUGUCAUAGUAUGGGGGAAAAUACUAUGGAGGACAAGGUGUACAUGAAGAGUUUAGAUGCAAAAGCCUCUAAAAGCCAUCUGAUAUUUUCUUCUAAAAUUCACAUUUUUCUCCGACUUCUGUGUGUAGGCUCAGUAAUUUUACUUUUAUAGUGGCAAAUACGUUAUUUACAGUCAGCCUUUAAAGUCAAAUAACUGAGCAUAAACAUAGGAGGCUGACAAAAAUGGUCAUUUCAGGAGAACAUUUCAGAUGGCAUUUACAGGUUUUUGCAUCUGAACUUUAUUUUAAAAUAAGCUUCUUCUGCUCACCAAAGCUGAAAUUAGUUCUUCACAAAUACAAUACAAAUUGUAAAAUUGUGAAAAUGUUAUUGAACUAUAAAAGAACUGUUCAAAAGUAGUUUAUCAUUUAAUUUAUUCAUUUAUUCCAGUGAUUUUAAUGAUGAAUUUUCAGCUUCAUUACUCCAGUCUUCAGAGUCACAUGAUCUUUCAGAUUCUAAUAUUAAUUAUUAAGCAGUUAUUAAAAUUUUUAAUAAAUAUUAAACACUUUAACAUUUUUUGAUUUUUCAUUUAAUAAAUGCCGGCUUGAUUAACAGAAUCAUUUUUGUUAAAAAACUGACCCCAAACUUUUGACCGGUAGUGUGUGUGUGUGUGAGUAUAUAUAAACAUAUAUACAGUUGAAGUCAGAAUUAUUAGCCCCCCUGAAUUAUUAGCCCCGUUUAUUUAUUUUUUGCUCCAAUUUCUGUUUAACGGAGAGAUUUUUUUUUUCAACAUUUCUAAACAUAAUAGUUUUAAUAACUCAUUUCGAAUAACUGAUUUAUUUUAACUUUGCCAUGAUGACAGUAAAUAAUUUUUCACUCGAUAUUUUUCAAGACAAUUCUUGAAGUACAGUUUAAAGUGACAUUUAAAGGCUUAACUAGGUUAAUUAGGUUAACUAGGCAGGUUAGGGUAAUCAGGCAAGUUAUUUUAUAACGAUGGUUUGUUCUGUAGACUAUCAGAAAAAAAAUUUGCCUAAAGGGGCUAAUAAUUUUGACAUUAAAAUAGUUUUAAAAAAUGUAAAACUGCUUUUAUUCUAGCUGAAAUAAAACAUAUAAGACUUUCUCCAGAAGAAAAAAUAUUAUCAGGCAUACUGUGAAAAUUUCCUUGCUCUGUUAAACAUAAUUUGGGAAAUAUUUAAAAAAGAAAAAAAAUUAAAGGGGGGCUAAUAAUUCUGACUUCAACUGUAUUUACACACACAUACUGUACACACACUAACUUUUUUAUAAGCUGCUAAGGUCCCUUAGGUAUUUUUUGAUUGGCUAAUGACUUGCCUAAUUAACUGAACUUGCCUAAUAAAUCUAGUUAAGUCUUUAAAUGGCCCCUUAGACUGAAUACAAGUAUUUUUCCAUAAUUAGUAAAAUAUGUACUGCUAAUGCAAAGACAAAUUGUUUGUUUUAUAAAUUACUUAUUAAAACAAAAUUUUCAAGUAUAAAAAUGCAGGAAAAAUCUCUUGAUUAAACAGCACUUGGGAAAUCAAGUUUCACAGGAGGGCUAAUAACCAUGUAUACAGUACAUACCCCUUUCAUGAUUGACCCACAUAUAUGGCUGUUUAUUUUCUUCUGUUUUUCUUAUAAUGCUCAAUACUUCAUUUUAACGUAGGAACACUUUUGUUACACGGUUUAAAUGAAAUGACAAGAACUAGAAACUCUACAUUUUAAUAUGGUACACAAAUGUUUUUUAGUGGACUGACUAAUUUAUUAAAGCGUUGCGCUGGCCUGUACAGUCAACCCCUUCAUUACAGUAAAUAGCAGGAGAUUAUGCUGAUCACUAAACCAUUAUUUUGUACCGUGCUGUAGAUUUUCUGAAAACGAGACAGUAUUUUUGUACAUAUGAUUUCCUCAAGAAGACCAAGAGUCCGUUCAAUAAACUUUUUUUUCACAAAACAGAAA